Molecule: messenger RNA, 279 nt
Organism: Linderina pennispora
Lineage: Eukaryota; Fungi; Kickxellomycota; Kickxellomycetes; Kickxellales; Kickxellaceae
Exons: 2
Source: RefSeq, a predicted model, not a curated record
AUGCUGCUCCAGCAGCAGCAGCAGCAGCAGCAGCAAAUGCGGCCAGGGAUGGUGCCUCAGCAGCAGGGCGUAAGCGCAAGCCGAAGGCACACGAAAGCCCCAGGCAGUGUGCCGCAGGACGAGGACUCAGGAGACGAGCUGGACCAAUUCCAGCCAUUCAAAAUCUCACUGAAGCGGUACCAGCAGAAUCACUCGAUGAUGUCGGAUGUGUUUGUGGCCUUGCCAACCAGCACUGUAGAGGUGCCCAAGCACUACUACGAAGAGCUAAACGAAGGGGCG